AUGCUCUCCGAAGCAAGCCCGGGCUCUUCUUCUUCGGCUCCCAAAAGUGUCGAGUUGCCUGCUGGAACAUGCAUUGACGGAAAUCUGUCGAACCCAUACCUGUUGGCUUUCUUCAAGACAUCGCCUUCCGCAUUUCCAUCCUUCAUUGGUGCAGGCAAUGCGGCCAGCUACACUCUCGCCAGCAUCCAGGGUUCUCCCGGGUUUUUUGACGGCUUGGAAGACGGCCAUUUCACUUUGCCUAAGAGGCUUGCAUGUUCUCCGGUGCUCGACAAGGUCGACAAGUCUCUAGUCUCGCUGGUCGACAUCAGAGAGCUCAUUGAAGCACGUUACCUCCCCGUCGUGCACCGCGAGUACCCAAUAUUGGACACUCGAGACCUUGCGGUUGAACAACCCCUCAGACGCCUUGGGGUACGACAGCGAUUCAAUGUGCUCAUGGCCGCUGCGAUUGGCGGUGCCCAUGCUGCACGAAACUACCCACUGGUCCAGACCACAGCUUCUGCGUUGCGCCAUUGGGCAGAGACCUUACUAGAGCCCGUCCUCGCCGGACAAGACCGAUCAGCAUUCCAAGCACUGCUGCUUCUUAUCCUGUAUGAGCUCGUGGACCCAUCACGGGGUCUUUGUUGGAGGUUAUUAGGGAUGGCUUGUCGUCUCUGCGUGGACCUCCAGUGGCAACGUGAGGCGGUGGAUGAAAGCAAUAAAAACGAACAGCCCUCGCGAGAGACGCUAUUCUUCGCAUUCUACGAUCUGGAAUGGCAGGUAUGUUCCACCCUGGGCCGGCCAGCAAUGCUUCGAGAAGACACCAUUCGCAUCCACUCAACGUUGACGGCCCGUCAAAAGCAGCCUCGCUUCGAUGCUCAAAGACUACAAUUCCGAAUUCACGAAAAGAUCUUCCAGUGCCCCCCUUCCGACCCGAAAAAUGAGCCAAAGUGCCCCAUCAACGAAGAGCUUUUGUCGCUUAUCAGUCAACUAGAUACCACCACCGAGUUCGACAUGGCUUGGCUGCAGUUACAGGCUUUAAGAAGCCACAUCUGCCGGAGUUGCAUUACCUACGAACGCUGGAACACGGAGACCAGGAGAGCGGCCAAGUCGGUGAUCCGAACUUUGGCCAAAAUGCACCGUGAAAAUAGGCUUCUCAGCAUUUGGCUGUCGACGAGCAAGGUCAUGGUCGCUGGAACUGCCCUUUUCUGCGCCCAAUCCCCAAUGAAUAGCCCGGCACAGAACUUCACGCCUUCAUCACAAGGCUCGAACGAAAGUGCACCCAGCCUUGCGACCUGCCAUUAUUUGUUGACGGCUUUCGCUGAGACGUGGCCACCUGCAGCCCUGUAUCGAGACGUCAUCGCAAGGCUUUCACCAACAACGAUGGAGAAGUGA
This is a messenger RNA of Fonsecaea erecta, 1371 nucleotides long. RefSeq lists its product as hypothetical. Lineage: Eukaryota; Fungi; Ascomycota; Eurotiomycetes; Chaetothyriales; Herpotrichiellaceae. The coding region runs from base 1 to 1371 and encodes 456 amino acids. The transcript has 2 exons. Gene Ontology annotation, molecular function: zinc ion binding; sequence-specific DNA binding; DNA-binding transcription factor activity, RNA polymerase II-specific. The record is from RefSeq and is a predicted model, not a curated record. Gene Ontology annotation, biological process: positive regulation of transcription by RNA polymerase II; DNA-templated transcription.